Ochotona curzoniae (black-lipped pika) is the source of this 1191-nucleotide messenger RNA. RefSeq names its product ZFP42 zinc finger protein (gene ZFP42). The coding region runs from base 1 to 1191 and encodes 396 amino acids. Gene Ontology annotation, cellular component: PcG protein complex; transcription regulator complex. The record is from RefSeq and is a predicted model, not a curated record. Lineage: Eukaryota; Metazoa; Chordata; Mammalia; Lagomorpha; Ochotonidae. Gene Ontology annotation, biological process: regulation of transcription by RNA polymerase II. The transcript is spliced from 4 exons. Gene Ontology annotation, molecular function: RNA polymerase II cis-regulatory region sequence-specific DNA binding; DNA-binding transcription factor activity, RNA polymerase II-specific.
AUGGCGGGUUCAUCCACAGGCAAAGGCCCGGCCUCAGGAAACAGCUGUGGUCAAGCCCGGGGAUCUCUGCGUGAGGCCUACGACGGAAGUGCCCCGCAACUAAACCCGGAAGCUCUUCGGAGGCGCCACUGCCUGGCGGUGGCGCAGGGCUCGGCCUGCAAGCACAGGCCUCCUGCGCCGCUUGCUCGGCCGCCAAGACAACAAAGUGCGGAGACUUUGGUCUACAACUGGAAGAGGCCCUUGUCAUCACAGAACGUACUUACAGAUUUUCAAGGAGCCGGCAAGCAAGAAGACAUGAGCCAGCAACUGAGAAAAAGGGCCAAGAAUGGUGGCCAGAAGAGCUCUGGAGGGAGAGCCCUCCGGAGCACUAAAGCGAAGCAAGCCAAGCCAAGCCAAACGCAGCAGGCCAAAGUGGAGGCCCUCGAGCCGACGUGGCCCUUCCGUGAUGAGGACGCGUGCUUUGCGGGUGACCUUCCAGGUGCGGGAGAGGAUGGCUUCCCUGACUGCUACAUAGAAUGUGUCAUCCGAGGUGAGUUUCCUCAGCCGCUCCUGGAGGAUGACUCACUUUUUAAGUCUUUUGAGGGAACCGAACAAGAUCUUUCCCAGCAAGUUCUUGAAGCAAGCUCUUUUCUUGAACGUUCUUUGGAAUACAUGAAAAAGGAGGAAAAACAGCAACUUCCUCAACAGGAGGUUGGAAAAAAUUCACGUCCCGGGUAUUCUGAGUACCUGACAGGCAAGAAGCUUCCUCCUGGAGGAAUGCCUGGCCUUGACUUAACGGAUCCCAAACAGCUGGCAGAGUUUGCUAAGAAGUCGAAAGCAAAUGAGUGUAAUGAAGAGACAUUCGCUUGUCCUGAGAGUGGAUGUACCAAAAAGCUGAGGGAUAAAACUGCCCUGAAAAAGCAUCUGCUCGUUCACGGCCCCCGAGACCAUGUCUGUGCUGAAUGCGGGAAGGGCUUCUGCGAGAAGUCAAAGCUGAAACGCCACUUUCUGGUUCACACCGGGGAGAAGCCCUUCCAGUGCACCUUUGACGGAUGCGGAAAGCGCUUUUCCCUGGACUUCAAUCUGCGCACACAUGUACGCAUUCACACUGGAGAAAAACCUUUUACGUGUCCCUUUGACGGUUGUAACAAGAGAUUUAUUCAGUCAAAUAACCUGAAAGCUCACAUCAUAACUCAUGCAAAGGCGAAUUAG